Messenger RNA from Arabidopsis arenosa, 1377 nucleotides. Lineage: Eukaryota; Viridiplantae; Streptophyta; Magnoliopsida; Brassicales; Brassicaceae. The record is from the annotation of a GenBank genome assembly.
AAAAGCUUUCAUCUUUACCGGUCAUGGACGGUGGUUCAGGUCAACCGGCGGCUGAUACAGAGAUGACGGAAGCUCUGGGUGGUGUUCCCGCGGCGGCUUCUUCUCAGCCAUCGCCUCAGAUGCCUGGGAUUGAGAAUAUUCCGGCGACUCUUAGCCAUGGUGGUAGGUUUAUUCAGUAUAACAUAUUUGGAAACAUCUUUGAGGUCACCGCUAAGUAUAAGCCUCCGAUCAUGCCUAUUGGCAAGGGUGCUUAUGGCAUCGUUUGUUCGGCUAUGAACUCUGAAACAAAUGAGAGCGUUGCAAUUAAGAAAAUCGCUAACGCUUUUGACAAUAAGAUUGAUGCAAAGAGGACUCUCCGUGAGAUUAAGCUGCUUCGUCAUAUGGAUCAUGAAAAUAUUGUUGCAAUCAGAGAUAUAAUCCCGCCACCAUUAAGAAACGCUUUCAACGAUGUUUACAUCGCGUAUGAGCUAAUGGACACUGAUCUCCAUCAAAUCAUUCGGUCGAAUCAAGCAUUAUCCGAAGAACAUUGCCAGUAUUUUCUUUACCAGAUCCUCCGUGGAUUGAAAUACAUUCAUUCCGCAAAUGUGCUUCACAGGGAUUUGAAACCAAGUAAUCUCCUCCUGAACGCAAACUGCGACCUAAAAAUCUGCGAUUUUGGGCUAGCUCGAGUCACUUCCGAGAGUGAUUUCAUGACUGAAUAUGUUGUCACGAGAUGGUACCGUGCACCAGAGCUGCUAUUAAACUCUUCUGAUUAUACUGCAGCUAUCGAUGUUUGGUCUGUAGGCUGUAUUUUCAUGGAGUUAAUGGACCGUAAGCCACUUUUCCCUGGACGAGAUCAUGUCCAUCAGCUUCGCUUGCUCAUGGAGCUCAUAGGAACUCCAUCAGAAGAAGAGCUUGAGUUCUUGAACGAAAACGCAAAGCGAUACAUAAGACAGCUUCCACCUUAUCCUCGCCAAUCCAUCACUGAUAAGUUCCCGACAGUGCAUCCCUUAGCUAUAGACCUUAUUGAGAAGAUGUUAACAUUUGAUCCUAGACGGAGAAUCACAGUUUUAGACGCAUUGGCCCAUCCAUACCUGAACUCGUUGCACGACAUAAGCGAUGAGCCAGAGUGUACGAUACCUUUCAACUUUGACUUUGAAAACCAUGCACUCUCAGAGGAGCAAAUGAAGGAACUUAUCUACCGCGAGGCGCUUGCUUUCAAUCCAGAAUAUCAGCAAUAGUUUGAAGAACAGCAUUUGGGAGAUGAAGAUGAGAUCUGGGUUUGGUUUUAUUUGGUUUGGACAACAUUCUUAAAAGGAGGAAAAGAUCAUUGUUUGUCUUUUGUGUAUACUUGUGCGAGAUGUUUGAAGGGGAUGGGGCUCAAACUUUAUAUUUUCA